UGAGCUAAGGUUGCGCGGGUGGCAUGUUGAUAGUGCUCUCUAGCAAUCGCUGGGAGGUAGGCCUACGAACAUUGUGCUUCUUUGUUACACCGCGUGACUUUUAAUUCUAUACGAUUCUGUUAAGAUAGGCCUCAGACAAUGUCCUUUUAUAUGAACGCGACCACCCGUCUACGGAAUCAGGCAAAGAGGGUGAGCAACAUUAUGUCUGAAAAGCAGGUGAUGGUGGGAUGGCGUCGGAGCGCGCUCGUGCGGGGCAGCUUCGUCCUAAAUGUGGUCUUCGCCCUGUACGUGGCUGUCCACGUGGUGGCGCCCCCGAGGCUGGUCACGCCCCGGGGCGCCGCCGUCUCCCUGAUCCACGAUAACCUGACGUCCUCCUCGUCCUCAUCUUCCUCCGACGACCCCUCGGCCGACUACCCGACCGAGAGCGAGCCGACCAUCGACGACCCCUCGGAGCCGCCGGCGCCGCCCACGCCCGCCCCGACGCUGCAGGAGAAGGUGUACCCGGACCUGCACACGUGCCACACGCCCACGCUCACGGCCCGCCCGGCCCUCCACGGGACGCACUGGGUGCUGUACAACUACAUUCCGGCGGACACGCAGCCCGCCUGCAACGAGUCGGUGACCUACACCACCCACGCCGACUUCACCUUCCUGGACAACCUGGUGCCGCUAGUGGAGCGGUGGCGGGGGCCCGUCAGCGCCGCCGUCUUCGCCCCCGGCGGCGACUUCAACACGACGCUGCGCACCGUCGCCUUCCUGCGCACCUGCCGCCCACUCGUCGCCAAGCAUGUCACCUUCCACCUGUUCUUCCCGGCCGACCACAUGCCUCACCACGUGCCGCCCACCGCCCACCUCAUCGCUCAACGGCCCUCCUGCUCCAUGCCGCCCCCGUACCUGGCCGCCCACACCUACAAGCGCGCCCACAACCUCACCUACCCGGUGAACAUCGCGCGCAACAUCGCGCGCAGGGCGGCCGCCACCUACUUCGUCCUGGCCAGCGACGUGGAGCUCUACCCCUCCCUCGACUUCAUCCGCCUCUUCAUGGCCAUGAUGCGGCGCCAGGACGCCUCUCGGGUGCCCGCGCCCACCCGCCGCGUGUACGUCCUGCCCAUCUUCGAGAUCAAGAGCGGCCUGCGGCCGCCCGCCACCAAAGCCGCCCUGGUGCGCAUGCUCAAGCGGGGCUCCGCCAUCCCCUUCCACAAGUUCGUGUGCCCCCAGUGCCACAAGGUGCCCGGCAUGAGGGAGUGGGCGGAGUCCAACGCCACCGACAGCGUCAACGUGGUCAUGGUGGCCAAGAGGCACCCGCCAUUCCACCACUGGGAGCCCAUCUACGUCGGCACCCACCUGGAGCCCUUCUACGACGAGAGGCUCUCCUGGGAAGGGCGCUCGGAUAAGAUGACCCAGAUGUACGUGAUGUGCGUCCUGGACUACGAGUUCCACGUCCUGGACAACGCCUUCCUGGUGCACAGGCCGGGGAUCAAACGCCACCGGCGGGACCGCCACAGGGACAUGCUGACGGCGAAGCAGAACGCCCUCCUCCACAACAAAAUCACGCCCGAGCUCCACACCAUUUACGGCAAAAGAGGAACGUGCUUCUUGUAGCAGUACCCCCUGGCUGGCAACGACACCACCGACGCUGCCAACAGCCUCCGGGCAGAGCCAGGUUAUGAAGGUGACUACGAAAAUGACGACCACAGAGAGACAGGUGGCGAGGUGACGGUGACGCAGCAGUGGACGAACGCCAACUUCAACUCCAGCGGCGAAGAAGCCAAUUCGACGUCGUUCACGGAAGCCCUUUCGCCGACGCCGGAGCUAAGCGAUGCCUAGGCUACUACACCACUUGCUACUGCUGCUACUAGUAGUAGCUCCUGUUACUGAUACUGCUACUUUUACUACUGAGACGUUCCUCCUCCUGCUCCUCUUCUCUCCUUGCAUCCCAUCUCAUGGUACUGUCUUGCGUCCUCCAUGAAGGGCGAAACGACUUAAAAGAUAAAACACGUCCGUUGUCGUUCUAGUCUUUGCGCCAUAUUUGAAAAAAAAAAAUGGCGAGAAAGUUUUCGUAAAACGACCAUUCUCCUUUUUUAAAAAAAAGAUCACGUGUGAUUGUGAUUAGUCGAUUCGUUUUAUUCCUGAUAUUUAUUAACGAUGAUGCUGUUACACUCCAAGUUCAUUUAUAGUUGCAUUGUGGAAAAAAGAAAAAUCUUAAGCUAAAAGUUCGCGAUAGGUCUAAAAGAAACGUUUCCCUCCCACUCGCUUCGUCGAGUUGCUCUUUUGUUGUCGUGUGAAUCGUCGAUCAGAUUUGCUCAAUUUGAUAUAUAUAUAUAUAUAUAUAUAUAUAUAUAUAUAUAUAUAUAUAUAUAUAUAUAUAUAUAUAUAUAUAUACUAACACCGCGGAUCAGUAGAGGUAUAUCCUCCUUCCCCCACCCCCACCCCCUUCCCUGUCUCUGUUCUUCGGGUUUCUUGUCGCAUUUGGUGAGUUGGAGGAGACGAAAGAAGAAAGAAAGAAAAUCAACGCGCGUGCGUGCAACAGCUGCAGAGAGCUCCCCCACUCUCUCUCUUUAAGUCUUUCAUUUCAUAAACGAAACAUUGUGAAAAAAAAAAAUAAAUGAACUCGUCGAAUUCUUUAUGCUUUUGCGUUACUUAUGAUCGAGGAGCGUUUCCUUUUCUUGGUUUUUUAGUCACGCUGGUUUGACGUGAACGUGUCUCUACGUUGUUUUAAAUAUAUAAAAAGAGAUCAAAGAAAACGUGAGAAAAAAUAUAAGAUACCGAAGAAAUCUUCUUAGGUCUAACGAACUGCUCAUACGAGAUAACGAAUCAGUGAUUUCGAACACGGGUUGUGACUAUUUCUGUGCGUACUUCUUAUUCCUAUACUAUCGUAGAGCGAGGAAAUGUUUAAUGUUUAUUACGGAUAAAUAGCGAAGGAAAGAGCAUGAGAGUAAGAGAAAAAGAGAGAGAGAGAGAGAGAGACCAUUGUAAGUAUUUUCAUCCGAAUUCCUAAGAAUCUCAGAUGGAGAUUCCGUGUACCCGAGCGUCCAUGAGAAUAGAACCGCUUCCUGAGCAGGACGAAUUUUUUAAAAGAUAAGCAAAUAAAAAUUAAAGAGUAAAUAAGCAACAAAGGUUAAUGGAUGGGGAAUGCACCGGAUUAUGCAGAUAUUCGAUAUAAAUAUGAAUAUACUUGGAUACCGAAUGAUGAAAUAUAUAUAAAGACGUUUUUAUUAAUGUUUUGGGCCGGGUCGAACUUUGGAUAGACAUUUGCUCAAGCAUUUUGUUGACCUAGGCUGAGUUGAGUAUAUAUAGACAGUGAUCCACUGUCUAUGCAUAUAUAUAUAUAUAU
Molecule: messenger RNA, 3334 nt
Organism: Macrobrachium nipponense
Lineage: Eukaryota; Metazoa; Arthropoda; Malacostraca; Decapoda; Palaemonidae
Product: beta-1,4-glucuronyltransferase 1-like
Exons: 6
Coding region: 139-1602 (487 amino acids)
Source: RefSeq, a predicted model, not a curated record